CUAAUAAUGUCAUUCAGUUUCUAAUACCGGCAACAUGAAGUUCUUGGCUGUGACUCUAUUGGCUUUGGCAGCGGUAGCCUCCGCAAGAAACGUUGGUCUUCAAGAUGUAAUUGAUCUUGAAGAUCUGACAGCAUAUGGCUACCUGGCCAAAAUCGGCGCACCUUUGGCCGAAGAGAUUCGCAUAGCCGAGGAAGAAGCCAUUCGCAACCCAUCCAGAAUAUCUGGUGGCUCUGCAGCUAGCCUUGGCCAAUUCCCUUACCAGGCUGGUCUAUUGGCAAGCUUUGACCUGGGCAGGGGUGUAUGCGGUGGUUCUCUGGUCAGCGCACAGAGAGUGCUUACCGCUGCUCACUGUUGGUUUGAUGGUGAAAACCAAGCCUUCAGCGUCGAAGUGGUCCUGGGAUCAAUUCGUUUGUACUCUGGUGGUGUCAGGUUGCAUUCAAACAAUGUUGUGAUGCACGAAAACUGGAUGCCUAGUGUUAUUCGUAAUGACGUCGCCAUCAUCAACUUGCCUUCUGCUGUUUCUUUUUCUGACAACAUCGCCCCCAUCGCUCUUCCCGCUGGUGACGAGCUCAACGAACUGUUUGUAGGAGAUAUCGCUACCGCGUCUGGCUUCGGACGUACCGGUGAUGGUAUUUCAGGAAGCAUCACUACAAGCCAGUUCUUAAGUCACGUGGAUGUGCCUGUGAUCUCAAACAACGUGUGCCGCCAAUCCUUCCUGAUCUUGCAAUCAUCCAACAUUUGCAUCAAUACCGCUGGUGCUAAGAGCACCUGCAGGGGAGACUCUGGUGGUCCUCUUACUGUAGAAAGGAACAACAGAAAAAUCUUGAUCGGUGUGACCUCUUUCGGAUCUGCCCGUGGUUGUCAAGUCGGAGCGCCUGCUGCCUUCGCCAGAGUUACUUCUUACGUCAGCUGGAUCAACCAACGUCUUUGAAUUUAACGAAGUUUCAACUGUCGAUUGCAAAAUGUGACUGAUUAAAUUAAUGAUUUGAAUCUAA
Messenger RNA from Helicoverpa zea (corn earworm), 995 nucleotides. Its product is annotated as brachyurin-like. Gene Ontology annotation, biological process: proteolysis. The record is from RefSeq and is a predicted model, not a curated record. Gene Ontology annotation, molecular function: serine-type endopeptidase activity. NCBI's taxonomy places the organism in Eukaryota, Metazoa, Arthropoda, Insecta, Lepidoptera, Noctuidae. The transcript has 5 exons. Bases 35 to 931 code for a protein of 298 amino acids.